Messenger RNA from Mycetomoellerius zeteki, 6826 nucleotides. RefSeq names its product short spindle 3 (gene ssp3). Bases 293 to 5182 code for a protein of 1629 amino acids. The record is from RefSeq and is a predicted model, not a curated record. Lineage: Eukaryota; Metazoa; Arthropoda; Insecta; Hymenoptera; Formicidae. The transcript has 15 exons.
AAGAUAAAUGGUGCAAGAAGUUCAGCUAAUUGUAAAAAGAACAAAGAGCCUCUCUGUUUCCAGUGCAGCCAUCAUCGCCAUCGUCAGUGCCAUCGAUGCCAUCGCGAGCAGUGCGACCAAUGAACAGUUGCGGAAUUCAUGAGGUCUAUGUUUAUUCGUUUUGACGUAUGAUUUCAUAAGAUGUUAUUAUGCGUCGUUUCUCAAGUGUCACUCGCGAGAAGUAGUCGCGCGAGGUGCGGGCGGCCGUCCACCGAUCUUUCGUAAUCGUCGGGUUGGAAGGAAUUUAUGAAAAAUGGCAGAUGUCAGGUUGCUCAUACAAGAGGAGGGUCGUGCAGCCAGGAACUUAGUAGCCUUUAACGUACCCGUUGGCACAAAUAACGUAGAGAAAAUUACAAAGAAACCACCCAGUGUACCAAGACAGAUACAAUCAAGUUCGACAAAGCGAUCCAUGAAACCAACCACAAGAGUAAGGUCUGCUUCUACAGGUCGUGAUAAAAAGUCUGAAUUACAGGCACGGUACUGGGCGUUUCUAUUUGGGAAUUUACAAAGAGCAGUCGAUGGUAUCUAUCAAACGUGCGAUGAAGAUGAAAAUAUCUCUGAGUGCAAAGAAGUUAUUUUAGUGCUUGAAAAUUAUACUCGAGACUUCCAUAAUUUAAUAGAAUGGUUUAAAGUUAAGUGGGCUUAUGAAAAUUCAGCACCACCGUUACGACGAACUCCAUUGGCCUGGGAAGUUAGGAAAACAUCUCCUUGUCGGAUGUGGAAUUCAACGAUAAUUCCAAAGUCCACUAGUCCCUUGCAGAGAUCAAGUCCGACAGAAUCAGUUUGCAAAAGUCCAGUUGACCAAAUCAUAUGUGAAAAUAAACCGAUUGUAACAGACAAUAAAGUUAAUCAUGCUAAAGAGGAAUUUGUCCAUAAAUUGUUAAAAGAUAGUAAAAACAAUGUUUGCAAGAAUUGUUCUUCCGAUAUUAAAGAGAAACGUAAGAAUGGAGCAGAUAAGACAGGAAAUCAAAUAGCAAAUAAGGAAAAAUCCAUGUCAACGAAAACAUCUAACAAAGUUCUUGUGAAACAAACAGUACAAUCUAAAACUAAUAGCUUUGUGGAUCGUAGGACAUUAAUUGAUAGUGUAACGUAUGAUUCGAAGAAUAAAAUGGACGUCAAAAAUAUUUCUAAACAAACAAAGGACUGUUUGCAUAGCAACAUUGUAAAACUAGUUGAUUCUAAUUUAUCUGUAGAAAAACGAGAACAAACGUGUAGAAGUGAUAAAAAUGUUCAGCUGAGUUCAUGUCCUAAUUGUGAACUUAUGCAAAAGGAAUAUAAUGGAGUGAACGUUAAGGAUGGUAAGACAGAUGGAAAAAGUAUGGAUAGCAAAUUAUCGUAUAAUAAAAAUAACGGAUUGGGAAAGAAUGAAAUUAAUACCAAAGUUAAAAAAGAUAGUAAUAGAAAGUUCGAAAGUAAUGUUAAUGCUGAAAAGUUAAGUACAAAGACAGCCAUUGUUCAGAGUACUUCAGAAAAGAUAAAUCAGGUUGAUUGCCAAAUAAAUAAACAAAUUGGCGAUAAAUCAAGUACUAAAGAUAUUCAGAAUGCAUCAUCUAACAACAUUGAUAAAAAUCCUGUGAUAAUUAGCACAGAUAGACCAGCCUAUUCAACAGUGUCGCAGACAAAAAGAUCCAAAGAACAGUCGUCAAUUUCCGAAACUCCAAAGUUUGUUAGAAGUAAAACUUGUUUAAGUGAUAAAAAUUUAUCUGCCUCAAGUAAAAGAAGGCCUGGAACAUCUGUUAUUGUGAGAGGACGAUUUCAAACUCCUGAAAAUAAGUUAUCAGAACAAAAUACUUUAAAAAAAGAUCAAAAUAGAGACAUGAACGGAUCAGUAGAAGUUUUAACCAAGCAAACAGUAUCUCCAAAGUUAAAAGAUGAAAGCGAUGGCUGGCAAACAGUAAGAAACCGUUGCAGAAGAGGAAGCACUCAUAACUUGAAUAUGUCUACACGCUUUCAUAAACCAAGUACCGCUCUAUCUUUACCAGCUCUAUCAAUAGAAAGUCCAUCAGAGAAGCUGAAGAAAACUAAUUACACUCCUGAUGAAAACAAACAAAAGAAAAAAUGUAUUGUAGGUAAAACUGGCAAAAAUAUGAAUAAUGAGGUUGAGAAAGUUAAAGGAGAAUACAUAACAUCUACGAUUAAGAGUAAUCUUGAAGACACACUUAAAAAGAACACAAUAAGUUUGUGUGAUACUAAUUCGACAUCAGUAAUCGCAGCUAUCUUUAAGAAUGAUGCAGAAUUACUUGAGAAACGUAUACAACAGUUUAUGACCGCUCAGGCAGAGAGGGAAAGAAUUAUCUUAGAGGAAGAGAGGAAGACGGAAGAAGCAGAUUCUCAAAGAUCUCAACAGCUAUCAGAUGAAGAGGCGUCCUUAAAACGGCAGAUUUUGGAGUUGGAGUCCACCGAAAUUGAUAUUGACACUGAAACAGAUGAAACGGAUGGUGAAAUGGUUCUCGAAAUGGAAGACGAGCCUGCAGUACCGCUUAGUGUGGUCACUGAUGAUAUUAGUUUAGAAGAUAGGUAUGGAAAUAUGUUAGAAGGAAUGUCUUGGGCGGAACGAGUCGAUACUCUUGCACAAUUGCGUGCAUUAGUAGCUCGCCAUCCCGGACGUGCUUUAGAACUGCAUCAGAAACUUUCAUCUCCAUCACGAAAAAGAUCGCUUCCUGAAACAUUAAGAAGAUAUCAAGCAAAACAAGCAUGUGCUCAACACAAACGUCAAAAGCUACUUAUGGAGAAAUCGCAACGGUUGCGAGAAUUAUUGAACAAAGUGGAAGACGUCAAAAGUGCAAAGAAUCAGUUAAUAGAGGACAAAAGAAUCAGAAUGGAAAUGAAACUUAAGAGGGCAGAAGAAAACAGAACACAACAUUUGUUAGAAAUAGUAAGAAAAGCACAUGAUGAAGAUUCGAAGUUGAAGGAAAUAGCUUUUAUCAAUGAACUGGAGGCACAAAAUAAGAGACACGAUUUUAUGGCAUUAUGUCAAGAACAAGAAGAGAGAUUACAGGGUAUUCAAGAAGAACGUCAACGGCGACAAGAGGAGAAAGCUGCCAAAGAAGCUGCAGCUGAAGAACGUCGAAGGGCUUUGGAGGCAGAGCGGCAGUUACGAAUACAAAAAAUGAAACAGGCACGACGAGAACGUGAGGAAAGGGUUGGCAAAAUGCAACUUGAAAGAGAAAAAGAACGACAAGAACUAGCGAGAGAAAAAGCACGAGAUCGCGAAGAACGCUUGUCGGCACUUCAUGCAGCUCAACUGGCUAAUCAGGAAGAGCUACAGAAGAAAAUAGCGCAAAAACAGCAAGAAUCCGCUAGACGGCAUGUGGAAAACAUUGAGCACAUUCGGCAACGUGCGGUUGAAUCGUCAAUUUUAAGAUCGGAGGAAGUGCCACCUACUCUCAAAUCGUAUCCUGCUCAAAAACAAUGUUCUCUGUGUGGCACAAUUAUAUCUAAUGAAGUGCAUCUUCUAAGUCACUUGAAAGGAAAGACGCAUCUUGAGGCAGUACGAAACGCGCAUGAUAACCGUGAGCCAUCGCGAGAUGAACUUCAGCGUUUUAAUAUUGCACAGAUACGGGACGUUCCUGUCACCGUAGUUAAUAAUAAUAACGCAAACAAUAGCAAGGCUGUGAAAGAGAAGCAAAAAGCGCUGAAACGCCGGUGCAGAAAGAUAAAACAACGCAUGAGCUCACGCGGACAGGAAUGGGAAGAUAAAUAUAAAAGUGAGACUAAUCAAAAUUUAUCUGUCGAAUCGGCCAAUAAAGCCAAAUUUCGGCGGAAUUUGAAAGAAUUAGACAGAUUAUAUAAUAAUCAUUCCAAAUCAGCAUGGUCAAACAUAGCAUUGGCUACUUUGGAACGCUGCUUAGGGGAAAUUGUUCGAGCGUUCUCCAAAUCGUGUCCACUUGAUCAAGAUACUUUCAGAUAUUUGAAUGGAUUUGAUACUUUAACGAAUUUAUUGAAUUUAGGUUUAAAUACACAAAAUGCAUCUCACAUUUUACCGAAUAAAGUGAUUACAUCGCUGUGCCGAGUUUACAAGGCAGGGGUCAGUGGAAACACGGAAAGCACAGAAGCUAUUUUAUUAAGCAACAAAAUUCUUGUUAUACUAGAUCUACUUCUACAACGUUUAGAGACUCUGACUAGUCUCGACGACCACGCUCAGACUCAGGAUGUAUCCGCCAAUUCAACCGGAAACGGUACAGUAGCCGCCAGUGCGACGCAAUUGCUGUGCAGCUUGAUCCCUGAAGAGCCCUUUGAGAAAACGGUCUUGCAGACUCGCGUUCAAGAUAUUGCCGGAUAUCUGGUAGCUGGCAGCUUAGUGGAUCGCGUGUCACGCCACAGUCGGGCCCUGAUCGAGACGGAUUUUUUUCUGGAUCAGGAGCAUGAGUCGCCGUUGCUGGUAUCGUCUUACGAUCUCCUCGCACGUAUCUGCAGUCAUUUGAGGAGGUCCGUCGAUCAAGAUACUGUCAGCGUGCAUGGCGAGAGCAGCAGCGGUGUCGAGCAAACGAGUAACGAGUCGCACUUGUUGUCGACUUUGUCGACGACUGAGGCAUCGAGUGCGAUCGGCGCUCUUUAUGCGGCGGUCGCGUACACGCCGCAGAAUCAGAAAGGUGCUUCGCCCACCCCUAACCAGACAUUUACGGCCGCCGUGCGGACCCUGGCCAGCCACGGCCUUAAGCUCCUUAAAUCGAUCGCAGAACUCGAUCUUCGGACGCUGCAGAGCUUCUUGGGCGCCGAGGGCACGAGCCUGCAAUGGCGACUGAUAGCGAGUCAUCUAAUAAUUCGACUGUCCCGCGACUCUUUGUCGGACAAAUCGGAGGUGGGCUCUAUGCCGAAUACAAGCGGUAUUCACAUCCUCUCGGAAUUGUUUGUGGUGCUCGGGUACUUCUCCCUUAACAAUCCGGACAAUCAGCUGGUUCUCCAAUCGGCUGGCGCGGGCCCCAGUGUCCUCCAGCAGCUGUGUACUCUGCCGUUCCCGUUUUACGGAGAUCCCAGAUUGAUACCGUACACGUUACCGGCACUUCUGGCCGCUACCCAUCACAAUUCGGAAGCAAUGGCGAUAUUGUCUUGUGAAAUGUCGUACGAGUUACUGGAGCAGUACAGAAAUUCGGAUGAAGGUAAAUUAAAUCCUUUAGUGCGUUUGCUGAAGGAUACUGCCUAGUCGUUGACUACGUUUAGUAGGUUCCACUAAAGGUUUGAUUAGUUUAAUUUUGUUUCUUAGAGCUUAUUAAACAUCAUUAGACAUUAUAGUUUGCGCGUGUCAUUAACGAAAUCAUCGAUAGGAUCGUUAUAUCGAAUAAUCGCUUCUUCGACGAAAUAACAGAAAAAUAAAGAUUGAAAGAUUGCCUCGAAUGCAAUUCACAGCCGCUUGUAUCCGAUUAUUGCACAAUUAGAGAUUGAAUCUCGAUAACGCUAAUUUCUUUCUAGUGAAUACUUUCUAGUAUAUACGUGUACAUACGUGUAUGUCUCUUCUCGAGAAUGAAAGUCAAUUUGAGAGUUAAAUUUACUCAGAAGUAACGCGAACAAGACGAAAGUACGUGUACUUUAAUUUAGACUAGUGCUUCCCGAACCAUUUCGGUCGCCUAUUUACGUCUGCGACAUACUGAUGGAACACGCAUGCAUAUUCUGUUUUACAAACUUGCGGUAUGCAUCGUUUCGCUUCUACAAAGUAUCCUAGUAUCAUUCUGGAUUUUUCAACUAAAAUAUUUUUUUUUAUCAAUAUCGGAUUGCUUUAAUCCUCUACCGUACAAUUCUCUACAAAGUACGCGUAUUAUAAAAUUGUUUGAGAUAUGUUUCGGGAAAUACUGAUUCAACUGUGCGAUACUUGUCACGAUGUCAGAAUAAAAAAGAGAAUAUAUGCAAGCGCGCGUUUGCCAAAUCCGAAGGAGGAACAAAAUUAUGAGUUACAUUUCCGAAUAAUCGCUUAGUUGAGGACUGUUGUUUUGUUAUACGUAACGCGGGAUAAUUUAUGCAUCAGAGACUUACGGUCGAAAUUACCUGUCGCCUCGCUGAACGAAUGACGACAGGAAACAUCACGAUGAUCGCUCCCUAAUUCUUUAGGCUAGACUUAAGUAGGUUCUCGAUUGAAAUUAUCGCACUCGUGAAUUAUCAUCUUGAAUAAUAUAUUUUUACGUAUGUUCGAUAAAUUAAAAAAAUACGAAACUCAAUAAAUUUUCCUUAUUUUUUUUCCGAUAUUAGGAAAAGCAAUGCACGUGAAUAUUCUAUCGUUCUAAAUUCUAAGAUUGUUUCAUAUAUAAAUUUAGCUUCCGUCAAUAUAAUAAGAGCGUUAGAGAUAUAAUAGAGGAUACGACGAGGAGUAAUCGAACGAAACACGCGGAUUAUCCGUGAAUCUAGUCCUUUUAAUAUUAACAGAUCUUUGCAAUCUGUGUGUAUCUCGUACUGUAUUUUUUACCGUCCGUUUCCACGCGUGCCAAUCUGUCAUGCAAAGAUGUGUCUUCAAAUGGGCCUUUGAUAUAGUAAUCGUCGCGUGGCACGGCCCGAUAGAAGUAGGAAAAUAUUUGUGCGUAUGUUAGCCACGUAAACUCUACCCGGGUAUAAAGUUUUUAUCGAACUUGAAUUUACGCGCACGCGCGCGUUGCGCGUUCAUUAUACGAAUAACAUUUUCCCUGAUAAAAAAAUCGAAUUUAGGAAAUAUUUAUCGUUCGGACGACAAGUAAAGAAUAAUUGAUUAUAUUAUUUAUUUAGUAUAGAUGGUACGAGUUUUCGUGGCUGCAACAGAUGCAUUCGUGCAAUGUCCUGCCAAUGCAAUUUAUAUUUAAGUAUUAUAUUAAUGUAUGGAGUAUCU